Molecule: messenger RNA, 1428 nt
Organism: Cladophialophora bantiana CBS 173.52
Lineage: Eukaryota; Fungi; Ascomycota; Eurotiomycetes; Chaetothyriales; Herpotrichiellaceae
Exons: 4
Coding region: 1-1428 (475 amino acids)
Source: RefSeq, a predicted model, not a curated record
AUGGUCGGCCAAAGCAAUACCACCGCGAUGGCAAACAGGAUCAUCAAUGUCUGCGUCAUCCUGACACUUGCCUACAGCAUACUAUGCAUGGCCGUCUUUCUGAGAGCCAAAGGAGCUGUUAGCCCGACAACAUCUUCGGGAGUUGACCUCUCAAUUGCUUUUUCUUUGCCUACCAUUUUCAUCGUGGGGAUCCGGGGUUACUUCAUCGUCCGCCAAAGAACUAGGGCCUUUCAGACUAUAUCACCCUCAACAGCACCACCAAAGUUGGAGAGGGCCUGUACGACCUGCGUCCAAGUCCUGGUGUUUUUGUGGAUGAUCCUGGGAUGCGUCAAUCUCCUCGUCGCGCUUCGAGCGCCCACGUGUCUGAAAAGGCCUUUAGAGGAAUGGCAGAAUGAUUUAGAGGAGCAGAACUGGAGAUACGGUCUCUCUUGCCGGCUCCAUCGUGCUCUGGUGGCCUUAACGGUUCUGAUGGCCAUCUUCAUGGCCUCCCUCUUGUUCUUGGACCAACAACAGCCCCCUCGCCGCGGAGCGAGCCUUUUGAAUUGUUACUGUACCUGUCUAUCUCGCAAAGCUCCCAAAUCCCACGGCCCAGCGCUUUCCGCCUCCAGCAGCUGUUCUGCUUUCUCGGUUGAGAAAAACAAAAAUCUCUUCCUCGUCCCCGACCGCCGCCCAAACAGGCUCGAGCACGAGCAAUGGCUACAGCGACGCAACAGCUUGUCCUCUCAAAAGGCCAUCUAUCCACACAAAUACUCCUGCCAUGACCAGCGACCGAGGUACCACCCCUAUACCUUUGCUCAGAGCAGCCGAUACUCGAGUACCCUCCGGUCGGUCUCUGAAGGUCAGUGCUUGGACUGGGAUGACCGAAAUUCGUCUCUAUGUUCUUCGCAGUCCUCGUCUUCGUUCGGGCCCAGACAGUCGACCCAUCUACCAACACCCCGAGGCUCGCGCAGUCGAGCAAAUAGCAAUCCGGAAAGGGGAGACCUGCGCCGAGAUCCUGCAACAAUAUCGGCAUCUGAAAAUACCGCUGUACCCGAUGUACCACCGCUUCCCAUAGCUCCGCCUCCGACCUGGUCCCCAGCUCUGCACCACACGCCUCUGAGUGCAGAUCCUACCAUUCGAGCAUUGAGCACGGACUGGAAGCCUCAGCACGUCAAGUGUCGUGGCGAGGACGUCCCCACCGAAGCGCGAAUCCUCUGGCCCGCCAUCGUCUACGCUAUCCGCAUCGACAAAGCGUGCAAAGAAGACUACGGUGGAAACAGUAUCGCCGAGAAAAGCGGCGACGCCAAUGCCCCGUGUACCCCCGCCACCACCUCCUUCAACCCACCCUCCAGCGCCUCCAGCAGCCCCUGCAUUACCAGCCCGUGCACCAGGCCACUCAACAACACCUUCCAUGGCAAGGUCGCAAGGCAGCACAACCACUGGCACUAG